AAUUAUUAUUAUUUGAACAAAAACUGUUUGUAUCUUAUUUACAUUUUCUUGUAUGAGCAUUGGUGUGCUUGCCACUUUUUAAAAGGUACAGUAAAUUAAUAAUGAAUGGUAUGCUAUCAAAAUAUUUUCUUUAAGCUGGAUCACCCCUUGAUAAUCACGAAGGAGAAGUUUGAUUUAUUUCUUUUUUCUUUUUCAGAAGACAGUGGAUUAUCAAUGAAACAAUUGACCAGAAAUAUUACUCAAGAGGACUUUGGGAAAAAAUAUAGCUGUGGAAUGUGUAGCAAAGUAUAUAGCCUUAAAUGGAGCUUAAAAGAUCAUAUAAGAAGACACACUGGAGAAAAUCUACGUAAAUGUGAACUUUGUUUGAAAACAUUCAUUAAAAAGUCCCAUUACAUUCGACAUUUAAGGAUACAUACUGGAGAAAAACCCUUUAAAUGUGACAUUUGUUCAAAGACAUAUAGACAUAGUUUCCACUUAACUACCCAUGUCAAACGAAAACAUACUACUUAGAAUUAAACUGUUCUGUUCAAAACUACUGUGGAUAUGUUAUACUGAUUUCAGUAUUGUUUGUGUUUUUCAAUAAAUUAACUAGCAUUUUACCAGUUGUGGGUUGGUUUUUAUCUUUUUAUGUACUUAUAUAUAUAAGUAAAAUUGGCUUUCAUAAACCUUAUAUUUAGCUCUCAAGAGACAGGACUUAACCUUAUUGUCAAUGAGCCAAACUAGAUGAUGAUUGUUGCUACAGAAGUGGCUGAAUACAUAAAGGUCAAACCUAAUGAUUUUGUUUUGUUCAAACAUUGUCAAACAUAAAGAACAUAGUAUUUAGAGGCCAAAAUACAAUUUUAUUCAAAAAAAUUAAUCAAAAUUAGGCUUAUUUGUAGGUCCUGGAAUGAUUACAUUUUACAAUGAUUUAUUUUACAAUGAUUAUAACGAGU
This is a messenger RNA of Owenia fusiformis, 932 nucleotides long. Lineage: Eukaryota; Metazoa; Annelida; Polychaeta; Sabellida; Oweniidae. The record is from the annotation of a GenBank genome assembly.